UACAAGUAAAGCUAAUCCAAUCUAGCCCAUCAAUCUAUUAACCUUCCCUCCCUCAUCACUCAUGACUCGCGUCUUUAACUCACACUGCACUCUUUUGUAUGACAAGAACCCGGGGAGAGAGAGAGAGAAGAAACCCCUCUGCCCUUCCUCCUCCCUCUCAUCCUUAUUCGUGCUUUGUCACCCCCUCCCCGCCGGCGCUUUUUCUUUACUGUCCUCAGCCUUAACUUCGCUAAUGGCUUCAAUUAAUUUCAACCCCUUCAACGAUAACUGGUUCGGAAACCGACCAAAACUCCCAUUCCGACCUAUUCACCUCCUCUCCUCAAUCUUUAAACCCCACUCCAAAAACUCAAGCUUCGCCUCCAUAACCAAUCCGUUUUCCCGAAAACCCAAAACUGACCCCGAUGAAACACCUGGAAAGUACCGCCAAAUGCUCGACCAAUUCUACUGGGAGUGUGAGAAUUUGCCGGAUUACCGACACACACCUGAGGUUGAGAGGAUUUUGCAGGAAGACCCGAUUGCUGAAAAGAAGGAAAACCCGACCCAGGAAGAGAUUGAGGAGAAUGAGAAGUGGUGGGCUGAAUUUCGCUCGAGCCCGGUUGUGCAAUUCUUGGCCCGCGCUGAGGAGAUUGCUGAUAAGCUUAAUGAGAUUGAGCUUCGGCAAAAUUCAGUUCCCUACAGGAAAGAGGAUAAGAAAUUGUGGCAAGCAGUGCCCAAUGUGAUUGGGCUGGAUGGGAGGCCAAUGCCAAGGAAAGCUAUAAAAUCUGACGCAGAGUCAGAUGAUAAGUUUUGGGAUUUUGCUAGACAGUUCUUUUUUGGGCUUUGGGGGUUCCGGCAGCGACCAUACCCACCAGGAAGGCCUAUUGAUGCCGCGCAGGCUAUAGGUUAUAAGAGACUCGAGAAGCGGUAUUACGACUUUAUCAUGAAAACUGGUGGGUGGUUCUAUAAGGAUCGAUUGGGUCGUACCAGAGGACCAAUGGAACUUAUACAGCUCAAAACUGCGUGGGGUGCGGGAAUAAUUGACAAGCAUACAUUUAUAUGGGGUGAUGACAUGGAUGAAUGGGCACCCAUAGGCAUGAUCUAUGGUAUGGAGCGUGCAAUUGCGACGUGGGAAGUUAGAUUAGGUGCUGCCGCAACAGCUUUUCUCCAUAAGCUGCAGAAAGGGAUACCACCUUGGGUUCCUCUGAAGGGGCAUGAGGAUAAAACCUAUAAGCAGCUCCAAGAAGAGGCAUAUGAGAGCAAGAAACGUGAUUUAGCUGUAUUAGAGGCUAACAACGGCGUUUGGCCUGGUGUAAGGAUUCCUAGUCACGCGCUGUUUCUUUGGGCAAGUGGUUCUGAGCUGACAUCACUUCUGGAAGAGGAUCACAUGCCCAACAAAUUCAUCCCGAAAGAUCUUAGGCUCCAAUUGGCACAAAUUAUUCCUGGUUUGAGGCCAUGGGAGGUUCUAAGCAUUGAGCAAGCCAUGGAUCAGAUAACAUAUGGUGGUGAGUGGUACCGUGAACCUCUUGGGAGUUACACAACUGGUCCUCCUUACAUCAGAGCAUGGAACAGAGAUGUCUUGAGACUGUUUGAAAUUUUCCGCAAGCUGAGUCAAAGAACAUACGACAAACUGGAGAGAACAAUUCCAGGUUUCAGCACGAUCAUGGAGAAAGUCGAAGCAGAUGCUGCUGAAAGGGAUGCCAAAAGGAAGGCAAAGAGGGCUGCAGAAAGGAAGGCGGAAGAGGAGAAGGCGUUAUUUGACGGAGAUGAAGACAAUGUAUAGCCCACUGGCAGCUAGUUAAUGUUAUAGACGGUAAUUGUCAUAUACUUGAGGUUUACUGGCCACUUGGAGAGUUUUGGCGUGAGAAUUCCUUCAAAUAGGUGAUUGGUGAAGUUAAUCUGGAGUUUAGGAGGUGAUUACAAUUUUGAAGUUGUAAAUUAGACACAAAGUGUAUGGAUUGGAGAGAGGAAUACAUAUAUACAUUUAUUUUGUGGUAUGAGAAAUUUUCAUUUGGCGAUGAGUA
Sesamum indicum (sesame) is the source of this 2000-nucleotide messenger RNA. Its product is annotated as histone-lysine N-methyltransferase ATXR3-like protein. Gene Ontology annotation, biological process: protein import into chloroplast stroma. NCBI's taxonomy places the organism in Eukaryota, Viridiplantae, Streptophyta, Magnoliopsida, Lamiales, Pedaliaceae. The record is from RefSeq and is a predicted model, not a curated record. Gene Ontology annotation, cellular component: chloroplast inner membrane.